Aureobasidium subglaciale EXF-2481 is the source of this 1782-nucleotide messenger RNA. RefSeq lists its product as uncharacterized. NCBI's taxonomy places the organism in Eukaryota, Fungi, Ascomycota, Dothideomycetes, Dothideales, Saccotheciaceae. Gene Ontology annotation, biological process: amino acid transmembrane export from vacuole. The record is from RefSeq and is a predicted model, not a curated record. The transcript is spliced from 3 exons. Bases 1 to 1782 code for a protein of 593 amino acids.
AUGGAAGGGGUCAGUGAGGGCAACUAUAGUGGCAAGCCUCGUCGAUAUGAAGACGAGGAUAUCACACCAACGAGCGAUCGUGAGUUGAAAGGCUGGUACUCGUACGGCCUGGCUGCCGAAAUAUUCGCCGUGGCUGGGGUUGGUUCAUUUCUUCCGGUCACACUCGAGCAGUUGGCAAAAGAAAGAGGUGUUCUACGAUCCGAUCAUGUUACUCCAUGUGUGAAGUCAAAGUCCGCUGCGGCUGAAACUCAACACCUACUCUUGCGAGCUGUCACUCGUGCUGCUACCGAGAAGAAUGAGGCCCAAUGUGUGGUGCAGCCCUUUGGAAAGGACAUCUCGACAGCGUCGUUUGCCAUGUACACAUUCUCGAUUGCUGUUCUCGUACAAGCGAUAGUACUCAUAUCCUUCAGCUCUUUCGCUGAUCAUGGGACAUAUCGCAAGAAGCUACUGCUUGCAUUUGGAUGUAUAGGGUCUGUCUCAAGCAUGUUGUUCAUCGUGGUCACUCCCAGCAUAUAUCUACUAGGAUCUGUCCUAGUCGUUCUGGGUGUGGCGUCCCUUGGCUCCUCAUUCGUGUUGUUGAACUCUUUCCUACCACUGUUGGCCAGCAACCAUCCGUCUGUCAUCUCUGCAGAAGAACAGUCAGGAUUGCCCUCAGCAUCUGUCAGCAUGGUGGAACCUGACGGGUCUUACUCGGCAGCACCUGAAGGGCAAGACGGCAAGCAAACUUCACCAGCACUGGCCCUUUCCAACAAGAUUUCUGCCAAAGGCGUAGGUCUUGGCUAUAUGGCCGCGGUUCUUGUGCAAAUUGUGAGUAUCGGGAUGCUCUUCGGUCUCGGGAAGGUCAACUUCUCGUCGCAGUCGAUACCUCUUCGACUUGUCCUCUUCUUAGUGGGCGUAUGUUGGGCUAUUGGUACCAUACCUGGUGCUCUAUGGCUGCGCGACCGUCCUGGUCCCCCUCUCAAAAAUUUCGGCGCGCGUCGUGGCAAGCUGGGUCAGAUCCUCGCAUACUUUGUCUUUGCAUGGUCAUCCGUUUGGCAAACUGUCAAGCAGGCCGUGAAGCUGCGUCAAACCGUCAUUUUCUUGAUUGCAUGGUUCUUACUGUCGGAUUCGAUAGCCACUGUUUCAGGCACUGCUAUCCUAUUCGCGAGAACUGAGCUCAAGAUGAGCACUGUGCAGAUCGCCAUGCUUUCCAUCACAGCCACGUCCUCCGGUAUUGCUGGAGCAUUUACCUGGCCGAUUAUCUCGCGCCGCUAUCGCUUGGACACCCAGCAGACCAUCAUCGGUUGCGUCCUGCUCAUGGAGAUUAUUCCCAUCUAUGGUCUCAUCGGAUAUCUGCCGUUCGUUCAGUCCUGGGGCUUUGGAGGUCUACAAAAAGCGUGGGAGAUCUACCCUCUAGGUGUGGUGCACGGCUUCGUCAUGGGUGGUCUAUCGUCUUACUGUCGCUCCUUCUACGGUCUUCUCGUACCGCCGGGCAGCGAAGCGGCUUUCUACGCCCUUUAUGCAAUCACUGACAAAGGUAGCUCGGCCAUUGGGCCUGCUAUAGUGGGAAUGAUUGUCGAUGUUGCUGGCACAAUCAGACCAGCUUUUGCUUUCUUGGCUAUCUUGAUCGCUUUACCGAUUCCUCUUAUCUACAUAAUCGAUACUGAGAAGGGUAGAGCUGACGCUCUGGCUAUGGCUGGUGUCAGAGGCAAGCCUACUAGUUACGACACCGAUGUCAGGGAACGCGAUAGUUAUGACGAGGACGCGCAACCGUUCUUGGCUCAACAUGACCGUAACGACUAA